This is a messenger RNA of Debaryomyces tyrocola, 93 nucleotides long. NCBI's taxonomy places the organism in Eukaryota, Fungi, Ascomycota, Pichiomycetes, Serinales, Debaryomycetaceae. The record is from the annotation of a GenBank genome assembly.
AUGAAGUGGGCUCCAUAUAAAGAUCUUAGAGAAAAAGAUGCAUACUUAGAUCAAAAGGAUGAAUUGCCUAUUCCGCAUUCCGAUUCAAUGUAG